This is a messenger RNA of Sporisorium graminicola, 4419 nucleotides long. RefSeq lists its product as uncharacterized. The record is from RefSeq and is a predicted model, not a curated record. Gene Ontology annotation, molecular function: cysteine-type deubiquitinase activity; proteasome binding. NCBI's taxonomy places the organism in Eukaryota, Fungi, Basidiomycota, Ustilaginomycetes, Ustilaginales, Ustilaginaceae. The transcript has a single exon. The coding region runs from base 1 to 4419 and encodes 1472 amino acids. Gene Ontology annotation, biological process: protein deubiquitination; regulation of proteasomal protein catabolic process; proteasome-mediated ubiquitin-dependent protein catabolic process.
AUGGCUGCGCAGCGAAGCGAUUUUGAUCUCAACGGGAUCGUCGAUAACGUUACAUGUCCAAUCGAAUUGGCAACACACGCCAAUGGCCGCGUCCACACGGGCCCCGGUGCGGCUGCUCAAGAGAGCGAGACCAUCGACAUCACCAUCGAUGAAGAGGACCACAAAAAGGUGUUUGGCCUUCAAUCGGAUGUACCUCUCGGACUCGCCUCUCGAUCGCAAUCCAAGCAGGACGGCCCACUUGCACCUGCGACUGCGAAUGGCUGGGAUACCAUCCCUUCCUCCCCACCUCCGGCCUACGAACACUCAUCACAAACGACAACACACUCCGCCAACACUGAAUCCAAAGGAGACCUCUCCACACGCACAUACCACUUCCUGUUACCAACCGCUUUACACGACUCUGGCCUACUCUUUAACCCACAGCUCAGCCAAAGCAAGGUCAGCAUAGAACGCGACCCAGUUGAAGAUGCACCGGCUGUUGCGACUCCGCUGAGCCCGGAAUCGGCCCUCACUGCAGUAGCCUCUGCAUCUUCAGACUCUGCUCCGACACCCACCGUCGCCGAAAUCGAAGCAUGCAAACCACAUCCAGAAGCGCUCUUCGUCGCCGAGACGCUCGAGUGGAGGCUCGUUCUGGACCAUACCAACAUGUACCGCCUACCGCCUUUAUCCGUAUCCCAGUACGAUGCAACCGACCUUUACGAGGCAUGCGACCUGAUCCCUGGCUCCGUCUCCAUGUAUGAAACCGAGCCCGUCUUGAUACCUGCGCACGACCAGCAGAAUCCUGUCCAGCUCCUCGAACUCUGGGACCCGGCCAAGCGACAUGCGCCGCUUCCGGUCCUCGAAGAAUUCAACUCGCAUCAAUGCUACCUCACCGGAAAGCAGCUGCUAUCGAAUCCUCCAGACAGCAUUGUCAGCGUCGUCGAUCGACAUCUUCUCAUGCGCUUCAAAGAGAACCGCGAGAACGAUCCAGCCGUCGGCCUGACGGGUCCGGAGUCCUUCAUUCGCGCUCUUCGUGUCCUUCUCAGGGUACUCGGGAACUAUAUUCACGGUGAGCGACGCGGUGCCCCCACCACUAGCCUCUCGCUCGCCCAAAAGCUCGGAUGGGAUCAGCUCUCGCGCCAGAUCUUUCUCAGCCUCGGCUGGAAGGAGAGUGCCAUGCCCGACGGCCGCAACGCAAUCCUGCCGCCAUCGAGCACAGCAGCAUCUGCAGAAGCCGCUGAUUUGUCUGAGUCGUUGGACGCAGACAUUGUGCUUCGUCGAAACAUACGUGCUUGGAUCGAGCUCAGCGUUUGGCUGGCUUUCCACGUCGACCAGGUGCGCAAAAGCAGACCCGCUUCGUCGAUCAUCAAUGCUACGGAGAAGGGCGUAGCUACGCGAGUCGAAGCACAUGCCGCAUCCGAGUCGCUCCUCGACAUGAUUGGAUUUCGUCAGGAUCAUUUGGACACGACGUACAGAAGGGACCUGCCUGCCAGUACACUCGAGGCGUUCUUCACUUUGGGCGCUUCGAGCACUACGCGCGACCAGCUCGUCAAAUUCGCGUACCUGAUAAACAUGCAGGCGAACCAAGAACGCAGGGCGCUCGAGUUGUUUGCCGCGCUCAAGGAGGUCUACGAGUCUCAACGCCGCACGUCGCGCGUGCUCGAAGAGCUCAUCGCCUACGAACAAAGCCAAGGUAGAUACAGUCCUCGCGAUGUCGACCAAGCUUACGAACGACUCCACCUUGGUGCGGCUCAUCUUGGUCCAGAUGUGGAGCGGGAGAGCAUACCGCUCUUCCUGAUCGUCGACAACUACAAGGCGCGCGCGCGCGAAGUGCUGAUCAACAGCGACGCCUCGGAGCAUGCAGCAGUCAAGGAUGCGCUGCGCAUCGUCACUCUGCACCUCGGCAAGCCUGAGAGGCUUGUGCAAGCCCUUGACGAAGACGUCGACAUGGACAUUGAUCAGGCUUCCAGCAUGCUCGACACUAAUCCAGACAUGGAUGACUCGACAGUCCUGGCCAUCUUUGACCUGUACGUUGCAGAUGCUCCAGCGCGUCGAGACGCUUUGCGUCAUGCUCUGCGCGCCAUCGCAGAGCACCGCAACAGCGAGUAUCUGCGCCACUUUCUACGCACAGGCGAGAAGGAUGCAUCCGUCGCCGAGACCUGGCAGCAACUGCCGUCGAACGACAUACCCGCCGGCAUCGACAACAUCGGAAACACGUGCUACCUCAACUCGGUCUUGCAGUACUUUUUCUCAAUCACAGAGGUGCGCAACCGUGUCUUGCAGGCUGCGUCGACCCUCAACGAUCCUUUGCACGCAGACCAGAUUUCCUUUGAUACCGAGCGAAGGGUGGGCGGCCAACGCAUCACCGCGCGUGAAUUGCAGCGCAGCAAGAGGUUUGUGGGCCAGCUGGGCGGGCUCUUUCAUCAUCUCAUCCACGCCAAUGCUUUGUCUGUGCGCCCAGAUAGGGAGCUGGCGUACCUGGCGCUUGUAUCAUCGCGUGCAGAGGAUCUGGAAGCCGAGAUGAACCCGGUCCCGGAGACGAGUGCUUUUCCAGCAGACAGGAAUACUCAGGCUGAGGCCCAAGUGGCGCCGGUCGUCUCCUCGGAUCCGGCUGCCCUCGAGUCCACGAUGGACAUGGCAACAGCCGCUGCCAGUGGCGAUUCGAUGGACACCGCUGCAGACGACCUUGUUGCAACCCAUGUCGAGCCAUCGAAGGCUGCCAGCGCAAAUGUGUCCAACUCUGCACCGCCCUUGCCCCCUCGCCCAGCCCGUCAGUCUACUGUCACUGAGUCGGCCUCCCCGGCUCUGCCACCACCUGCGCGACGAAACUCGCUGAUGCAGCUGGGGGCGCAACAGGAUGUAUCGGAGUGCUUGGACAAUUGCAUGUUCCAGCUCGAAGUUGCUCUAGCCGUAAGUGGAGAGCCAGAAUCAAGCCUGGAAGCCCGCGCCGAGCAGAACAUGGACAUUGAUGGCAGCGAAGAAGGCAAGCCGCCAAUUGACUUGUCAAAUGGCGAAGGUCACGAGGAUUUGCUCACCAGCCUCUUCCUCGGUAAGACGUGCCAACGCGUCGAAGCAGACGCCAUGCCCACCGCCAAUCACAGCAGCAGCGAGGCUGACGACUCCCUGUCCCGACCGGCCCAGCCGCAGAAGCAACCCAGCACGCACAUCAAGCACGAAGUGUUCAAGAUCCUUCCGAUCGACGUUCUGGAGGAGGGGCGUGACAUUUACGAUGGUUUUGACGGGUUUUUCGAUUCGGAUACCUUUGUGGCCACGUCUGGUGCGGUGCAGCGCCGCUCCGUGACGCUGUUGUCGGCACCGCCGCUGUUGCAGAUCCAGCUGCAGCGUGUGCAGUACGACCGCAUCACCAUGAGAGCAUUCAAAUCGCAAGCCCACCUCGACCUACCAGAGACGCUGUACGUCGACCGAUACAUGGACCUUGAUGUCAACGAUAGCGCCAAUGCACUGCGCGUUGCAAAGAGGCUCGACUACCAAGCGAAACGCAAAAGGAUCGAGGAGCUGCGAGCCAAGUUGGCGGCGUGCAAGGACGGCGCCAAUCUUCACCUGACGCAGACGCUCAGUCAAGCGGCGAAUGCAGUCGAGGAGCUGGCGAGGCUACCGUCGCUAGCUGAUGUGGCCGCGCAGCUCCAGGAGAUCCGCAGGGAGAGCGCACAGGCUGAAAUAGUGGACGCGGUUACCUUGACCUCCCGAAGUGGGGAAAGCCAGGAGAGCAGCUCGCGUAAAGAGGUGCCGAUUGACGACGUUGGAAGCUCGCUCCCUCCGCCGUUGUCAACGCUGAUCGACCCAGGAUUCUCGACGUUGCUUCGAAACGAGGGCAAGCUGCUGCGCGACCAAGUCAAGCAAGCUCAAGAAGAGAUUGAAACGCUCAAAACCGAGAUGGCAUCGAUCUGGGCUGACGAGCGGCGCUUCGCCUACCGUCUAGUUGCCGUGUUCAUGCAUCGUGGAGAAGCGAGCCACGGACACUACUUUUUGAACCUGCGCGGUGGAGGAGAGAACAGCAAGUGGUACAAGUUCAAUGAUUCGGCUGUCAGCGAGACUUCGCUGGACCAGGUGCUGAGGGACAGAUCGGGUGCCACGCCGUAUUUGGUGACAUAUGUACGCGAGGACUAUGUGCACUUGAUCGAUCCGAUUUGUCGGUUGAUCGACGCGGGACAAGCGCAAGCUGAGCAGGUACAAGAGUCGCAACAGCAGCAACAGCGGGAGGAGGACUCGCAGCAGAGCGUUAUGGAGGUGGACCCGACGGUGGCUGCCGGUUGGGAUGGCCAGGUUGCACCGACGGCGGAGGAAGCAAAACAGAAAGAGACGGAGGGAGAGGAAGCGGCGCGACCUCAAGUGAUUACGGAUGCUAUUCAGAACGCGGCAGGGGACGCAGGCAACGGCAUCGAAAGUCCUAUCAAACGAGCGCGCACAGACAAUCUGUAG